Rhincodon typus (whale shark) is the source of this 450-nucleotide messenger RNA. Its product is annotated as megakaryocyte-associated tyrosine-protein kinase. The transcript is spliced from 3 exons. The record is from RefSeq and is a predicted model, not a curated record. The annotation marks the transcript as partial. Gene Ontology annotation, molecular function: protein binding. Lineage: Eukaryota; Metazoa; Chordata; Chondrichthyes; Orectolobiformes; Rhincodontidae.
AAAGGCUGGGAACCUGGAACACAAUGUAUGGCUAAGGGUGACCACAAAUCCACAAAGGAAGAUGAGCUAUCAUUUCACAAGGGAGAUAUCCUGACAAUUAUUAAGGCUGUCAACAACAAAGGUUGGUAUAGAGCAAAAAAUAAUAAGACAGAAGAGGAAGGUCUGAUAUCCAGAAAUUACCUACGUGAGCGUGAGGCCAUUCGAGUUGAUCCUAACCUCAGUCUGAUGCCAUGGUUCCACGGGAAGAUCAGUGGAGAAGAUGCAGUGAGGGUGCUCCAGCCCAAUGAAGAUGGUCUGUUCCUGGUACGAGAAUCCAUUCGACAUCCUGGUGACUAUGUGCUGUGUGUCAGCUCAAAAGAGGAAGUCAGUCACUAUCGUGUCAUUUACAAAGACAACAAACUAACGAUCGAUGAAGAAAACUAUUUUUUCAACCUUAUUGAACUUAUUGAG